Clupea harengus (Atlantic herring) is the source of this 3025-nucleotide messenger RNA. It is a transcript of the gene stimate, whose product is annotated as STIM activating enhance. Lineage: Eukaryota; Metazoa; Chordata; Actinopteri; Clupeiformes; Clupeidae. Gene Ontology annotation, biological process: activation of store-operated calcium channel activity. The record is from RefSeq and is a predicted model, not a curated record. Gene Ontology annotation, cellular component: membrane; cortical endoplasmic reticulum. Gene Ontology annotation, molecular function: calcium channel regulator activity.
CGCUACCCUACGUAUAACGUCAUUGGUAGGAAGCAGCUGGAAAUACCACAGAAGCACUCCUGCUUGGUUGUGUAGCUUGAAAGCAAAGACUAGGAGAAAGAUUGACCAUUUUUUUGUAGAACGUUAUAUGUUAUUGCAGAGGUGUCUAUUAUUUAAACUCCACACCGAAGGAAUAUUUUUUCCUCCCACAGAACUGAGGACCAAACCUUGCCCUGUGUCAUAACGUUACUUGCGUCUGCCUGCAGCCUCAUCUGGUGGUAUUCUGAAUGCUUAUUUCUCACGACACAUAUUUUCGUGCAGAACUGCUAACUCUCUUGGUGCAUGAUAGUUGUUUGGCAUGUUAAAGUGGUCAUUAUAAAGCUAGCGGUUACUUAACUGCUGUUGAUAUCGUGUACCCUCGUUGUCUAGAUAGCUACGCUAGUCUAGUUAGCUGGCUAGUGUCUGAGGUGACGAUACCUAAUAGCAGCAACUACUCCAGUCUGGAGAUGAUUUUCUUAUAUUUUUUUUUCUAGCAUUACAUCCUACUUUUGUAAAUUAUCAGACGUGUUAUUUGCUCCUGACACAUCUGAAAUAAACGGAACGAGGUUGGCCACCUUCUACAAUAGAUCGAGUAGGUGAAAUGACAUCUUGUCAGCUAGCCACUAUUAGCCACGUCGCUUGUGCGGUUACUGUGAGAUAGCUAGCUAGCUUUCUUCCUACCGUUAAUGACCGUCACGUCGAUAGAAUUGAUUCUUACACAUAACAAUAUGAUCUUUGAACGACCUGGGCUUCUCACUGUUCGUCUAUCAGUGGGAGUGUUUCCUGGAUAGUCAAAGAGGAUGGGCUCAUUGUCAGAAGAAGAAAAAAAGCCUCAUGACUUUACAUCAAUUGAUAUUAACCCAUAUCGAUGACCAUCCUACACGACAAGCAACACAUCGUGGAAGAAGGGGACCACGGUUCGAGUGGAAGUGACAUUCGAAAACAGAGUUGCCCGUAAUCGCAAAGGUUCCUGACCUAUUCACCUGUGCAAUUUGAAAAUGGCAGAGAGUGGCGUUAGACUGCUGUCCAGACCUGGGGAUGGUGUAGCCCCUGGAUACUUAUCUGGUCCCUCGCCACCUAACUCAACUGUGUCCUCGAGCCCCACUCCUCAGUCCAACCGAGGAUGUGAAAAUGGUGACCUGAUGGACACCUUUGGGAUAUUCCUCCAAGGUCUUUUAGCGGUUGUGGCAUUCAGCACUUUGAUGUUGAAACGGUUCAGGGAGCCCAAGCAUGAGCGAAGGCCCUGGAAAAUCUGGUUCUUGGACACGUCCAAACAGGCCAUUGGGAUGCUGUUCAUCCAUUUUGCCAACGUCUACUUAUCUGACCUUACUGAGGAGGACCCAUGUUCUCUAUACCUCAUCAACUUCCUGUUGGACGCCUCCCUGGGCAUGCUGUUCAUCUACGCAGGUGUGCGAGCAGUCAGCGCCAUUGUGGAGUGGCGGCAGUGGGACCGCUUGCGCUUCGGAGAAUAUGGUGAGCCAAUCCAAUGCAGUGCCUGGGCAGGUCAGUGUGCCCUGUACAUCCUCAUCAUGAUGUUUGAGAAGGUCCUCAUCAUGCUGGUACUGCUCAUGCCUCAGUGGAAGAAGCUAGCUCCCCUGAAUCCUAUAACCAAUCCUGAGUUGGAGUUGGCCAUCGUUAUGCUCAUCGUCCCGUUCUUCAUCAAUGCCCUGAUGUUCUGGGUGGUGGAUAACUUCCUGAUGAAGAAAGGCCGGACAAAAGCCAAGCUGGAGGAGAGGGAAGGAGGAGACGAGUCACGCGGCAGCACCAAGGUGCGCUACAGACGGGCCCUCUCCCACGACGACUCUGAGUCAGAGAUCCUGUUUUCAGCUGACGAUGAGAUGGAUGACUCGGACGGAGAUGAUGAUGUGAGACGCCUCACUGGCCACAAGACGGUGAAGAAAAAGAAACAUCGCAUGGGCAUCCCGGUCUGACCUCAGGCAGCGGCCCAGUCUAACGUGGUCUGAUCCAGCCUUUCAUGCCGGCGAACCUGUCCAUACCUCACACAGCCGUCUCAUCAGUCUCGCAGUCUCUUUGAAAAGAAAGCCUAGCAACAGCUCUACGCUUUGCUGAACUGGGUGUCACGGUUAAGAGCACAAAACCACAGGUCUUUCCCUAGGCUGCUUAAGGAUUGCCUUUUUUGCUUCAUGACUUCUCCACAGAACCAGCAUUGAAAGCCAGAGUUGAUCAGAGGUCAAUGGGAGAUACACCAGAUCUAUCCACGAUCAAACAGACUUUUUUUCCCUCCCCCAUAGGCACUGUCCUGUGCUUUAUUCCAGGACCCUUUGAGAUGCGAUGUGCUGCUGUGUUUAGCACCCAGUCAGCUUCUGAUCUAUGCCUGAUCUCUGGUGCGUCUUCUCAAAUCCCCAUCACUGCUUCUCUGCUGUGCUCAGCAUAUCUAUCCAGCACACCAACUUUAAUAUGUUAUGACAUCGCCUGGCUGAGGCAGAAGCUUAUUGGUAUAUAAGUGAGAGAGAUCACCUGUGUUUCCAGCCUUCAAACAAACUGUUACUUAGUGGGGCUUGACACUGUAUCUGCCCAGUAUUCUCAAAAAAGAUAUUUAUGCAUUUACCCGUACAGUGAUUGUAUUGGUUGCUCAGUUUAGAGGCCCUCUAUAAGUGUUUCUAAAUAUGUGUCCUCUGUAACCCCUUUUCUAGACUGCAGUGGCCUUGAGUCACCUCUUGAGGGCAGCUGUUUUCAGUUGUCAGGUCAUUGGUCGGGGCGGGGGUGUUACUCUGGAAAUCAGAUGUGUCUAACAAGGUCAUGGAUUUUAAACGGAUUUUAAGGUAAUUGACUAACUGUCCUAAGCUGAGAGUAAUAUCGUUAGUUAUGCUUAUCUCCUCUUGAAGCAAAGCAGGACUGCGCGAGUAGUAAGAGUAGUAGGGCUUGCGUAAGGAAAUGGUGUUCUUGGAGGGAUAAACUUGCCUUUUUUGGAUUAUGUGUGCUGUGGGGUGGGGCCUCUUUCCAUUUCUGUGUCUUGUACUGCAUCUACCUCCCCAUGUGUCAUUGU